CUUGUUCACCAGAUUUGUCUUGAGUCCCCUGUGUAACAUACGCGAUUCCAUAUAGAUUGCGUUCAAAUAUAUACCCUUAGCCAGUAUUCGACGAACAGCAGCUUUUCAUGUGGAUAAGAGCAGAAUAGUCUCGGAGAAUUCUCAUUACAAACGCGGCGAGCAGUCGACGAACCACGAACUCAACCAUUUCCACUGGAAGCCAAUGCAAGCCAGUUCGAUAAUUUGCUUUUAUAUUCAGAGGGCGAUGGGUUAGAUGGUAGUGGUUCAGUGUGUAUCCAAUUCCCGGAGAUUCAAUCGGAAAGUACGCUAACCACUGUCGGCGAAAGGACAUCGAGCUUGCAUUGGAAGGAUAGCGUUGACGCAUUAUUGUCGGCCGUUCGAAAAUGACUUUGUAUUGAAUAUUCCCGAACAUUUUGUCUGAUCAGCGAAGCAUUUUGUUACAUGUAUAAUGUUGCAGCAAAGCAGAUGAGAUUUCAGGAUAUUUACAAUCUUUGGUCUAUUUGGGGUUAAGGUUCAUGGAUAACUGUGCAGACUAUUUGAUCUUUCCAUGCCAUACAUGCCAUUCUUAGACGUUCCCUACCGUAUAUCGGUUCUAAUGCAAUCCCGGCAAUUGCAGAGUCAGAGCAGAUCGAUUCUUGUGUACCCUGGGAUUCAACCAGACAGCCGAGUAUACGGUAAAGGUCACAUCGGCAGACAUAUCUAUAGUGACCAAGGUAUAGAAGGCUGCCAGGAAUACUAGGGAAAGGACCAGCCUCAUUAACAGGCUACGACAUUCUGUCGACGCUCCACUCCGAUUUAAGGUUCAACCGGAUUAUCGUGACCGUUUGGAUGCUAAAUUCAUAAGAAGGUCGGGGAUGCCGAGGGAUAUAUUCAUAGAGUUGGACAGCUGGUUUAGAAUCUGAACUGGAUGAGUGGACACAAAAACUGUUCCCUUUCGUUUCGUUUCGUCUCAGAUUUCUGCUCUGGCUUGUUCCUACAAAAAAGCGCCCGGAAAGUAGCUGUCAGUUAUGGACGCUGGAUCCAUAGGGGGCUACGCCAGGUCUGUUUCGAUGGUGUGUCUCAGUCAUUCAAGGGUUUCGCUAUGCUCUCAAGUAUGGUAAAACAGUCAAAGCUCUGCGUCCUUUCAUCGAUCUCUGUAUGACUUGUAUUCACAAGCUUGUAUGACUUGUACUCACACGCUUUCAUGCGACCUUUGAUUCAAACAAACGCAAAUGAGCUUUGAAACGAUGAUGAGAUUUAAACUGGAUUGGAUAACGAAGAAUGUGCGCCAUUGUCUGUGUGUCCUGCUGAAACAGAUGAUCGAAUGAAGAUGAAAUGGAAACAGUUUGUGGCCCAUUCUCUGCCACGAAGCUGGACUAAAUCCAAAAAGCGAACACCGCUGAAACAGCAAAAUGAAAAAAUCCUCAACGAGGACGAGCUAAAUCAAAACAUCACCAAAGACGCUGCGAACAUCGUCGAGGUUAACAAAUCACUCGUCACAGAUGACUUCUGCUACCUAGUUGAUGAUAAUACCAAUAACUUGAAACAAAAUUACAUUCUAGUCAAUAAUCUGAAUAUCAAUGAUCAAAGUUAUGAUAAAUGGACUUGUCAGAAACGCGUCAUAACAAACGAGACCUCGGACGAAAUUUCGAACGAGAAGAUAAAAAACGGAAAUAACCACGUGAUAUAUCACACAGUUCCGAAAACUUGCCCGUACAUUUAUAGUAAUGAUAGCGAGGAAGAUCGUUGCACCAAUAAUGACAAUAACACUAUUCCAAAAACUCGCAGUCGAAUAAAGACCAACCCGUGGCUCCCAUCUCCGAGGAUUACACCGAACCCCUCGCCAUCGCCAUCCUGCUCUACGUCAUCAUAUUCUUCACCGACAUCGUCUAGGUCAAGGUCACCGCACUCUACACGUUCAAGGUCAAGAUCAAGCUCCAUUGACAAAGCACCGCUCUCCACGUGCAGUGAGAAUGAUGAUUGUAGCUCGAAUGAUAUAUCUGUCACGAGUGAUGCCACCCUAGAUGUCGUCACCAACGAUAUCGUAAGCCAAAGCGAAGGCGAUCUGAAACAGUUAAAAUUGGUGGAUGGGGAUAUCUCGGUCUCAUUCGGUGAAAGCAAAACGUUCGGAUUUUACGAAUCAUUAGAUGAUCUUUUCUUCUUGCCUGAGAUUGAUCAGGGCCUGUGUGACAUAUCACCAUCAUCUGAGCCCUCAUUUGCCUACGAGGAGGCAUUUGAAUCGCAAGUAGAAAAUAUAAAAGACUUACCAAUGUCUCAUUCCAAUAUAAACUCUAAUUGUAGUUCCCUCGACCAGUUGUCAGGGGUCUAUCAAAAACCUUUACCGCAUGAGCAAACAUAUCGGAUAGAAACUAUUCCGACGCAUGAAUUCCACCAUUCGAUCAGUUUGGAAACCUCGGACGCGAAUCAUAACAUCAUCUCAAAAACUGAUGAUGAGUCAACUGCAAUACGUGGUGUAUACAGCGACACUGACAACCUAAGCGAAUAUGACAAUUUUGAGACCCCGCAAUGCGUUGCGGAACUGCAUCACAUUAACGACAUGAAUUUCAAAAAUGAAAACUUUGGUCACGAGGACAGCUUUGGUUACCACAGCAACGAAUACAGCGAAUCAGAAGACGAAUAUUAUAUCGAUGACGUAGAGAAUGAGGAUGGGAUUUUGGACGAGUCAACAACUGACCACCUGUUGGAUGGGAUGUUCCAAAAUACAGAGCAGGAACCAUUAAUUUCACCAUACCAGCCAGCGGAAAAUAAAAUGUUUGGUGUCUCAGCUAAUCAUGCUGUAUUUGACGCAUGCGCAAGAGAAAGUACAUUCGGUAAUGAUGAUAUUUACGGCGCAUGCGCAAACAUUCCGGCGGAACCAUGGCGGAGAUCGAUAGGGGAAAUCCAGGAAAGCAUUGGGGAGAAGGUGAUGCAAUUGCGCAAGGAUAAAAAUUUGGUGGAAGAAAAGAUCCGGCAAGCUCGAGAGGAGGAACGAAUAAGAAUGCAGGAGAAGCUGCGUUUCCAACAGCAAGUCACUCUUCAUCGUAAACAGAUGCUGCUUAGGACUCUGUCAGAUCUCCGCCGCCGACUGGAGGGGCAAUGCCAACGCCUUCAAGACACCUACAGUGGAGUGCUCUACAUGCAAAGGCACUCGGUCGCAAAUAGUCCACAUCACCGCCCCCAGGUGACCGUGGACUUCGGAAAGGAGGCGCCGUUUUGAUGUUGGUGAGGUCAGUGUGUACUUUGAACUUAGCAGUGUAAUACUUAUGAGUAUGUACGCGUUGUGAUUGUGUUCAUAACAUUUUGUGUGGCCAUUAGAUCAGUAUAGCAGCGAAUAUAUCGGUUGAUCUAAAAAAACGUACCGCUUUUUAAAGUACAAUUAUUCAAAUGCUCGUCAAACGGAAAUCAUUGAAAAGUUGCCCUCGUGUGGCCAUUGAUAUUAGUGUAUCUUAGGUUAUUCAUGUAGAGCUUUAUUAUAAAAAAGUACUCGUCAAUAUCAUUUCCGACGGAAUCGGUCCCAUUGUCUUUGCGAUGAUCUUUUGUUACUUGUCACCCAGAAUCAAUUUUAAUGACUGUCUGGGUUGAUAGUGUGCUGGUUCAUUAAUUAUUUAUCAAUGGUUUUAUGUACUUCUUCAGUCAAAUGUUUGGGAGUAAUUAAUGGAUACCUGCUCUUAGUGAUAGAGAUAAGUCAAUUAUUUAUUGUUACUCGAUAGACUACUCGAUCUGGGACUCCUUAUAUCGAAAAGGAUUAUCGGGGACUAUCUGAAAAAAGUGCAGUGAAGCGGAUCGAUUUAAAACGAAAAAUUGAGGCAAGUCCUUGGACGAAAGAAGAAGAAGCACUUCAAUCUGAAAAAAGUCUGCGUACCGUAGUUGAGGAGGAGUCACAUUGUGCUCCUACAUGUCAUACGUUGAGGAAGAAUGUAAAAUAAAUCUUACAUCUGGUGCAAUAAGGAGAUUGGACAUAACCAACUUCGCUAUAUACUCUUCAGUGAUCAAAGGAUAAAUUCUAUUCGUGAUCUAUCUUAAUGGUAGGUAGACGCCAAAGGUAAGAACUGUAUGUUAACAUUCCUGAAGGAGCAACCAUGGAAAACAUGUAUAUAUAUAUGUAUGUUUUUUCGUCCAUAAAGAGUAAAAGAAAAAAAAAACGGAAAAAAACUAGGGUAAGACCAUAUUCAAAGGGCAGGUUAGUUCGUUCAAUUCUUGAGUUUGAACUUUAAUUCUAGACACUAAAAAGUAUUCUCUGCCAAUGUUAGUGAGUAUUUUAAACUGAUUUCAGUGCGUAUUGCCUGUAGGGACAUGUUGUUUGCACACGGGUUUUAAACAGUUUACAACUGUUUCAUCACUGUGAAAAUAAAGGCAUUUGAGCUCUUGAAAAACUCUCGUUUUUUAUCCACCCGAUAUAUGAUAAUUAUAUAGCGUUGUGCUAAAUACCUGAAUAGUGAUAACUGUUUCAAAUUGUAAUUAAUAGCACUCUGUUUAAUGGUGUCGUUAUUCCUACGUGACCGUAAACAAUUUCUUGCGGGCUGUUUUUUUAUGAGAGUCGGUCGCACAUGUGCAGUUACAAUUGAUGACAUUUUGACUUCGUGAUAGGCUCACUUGCCAUACCGACUAAUUAGACUUUUCUUAAGAAAUUGCGACAGUUGUGUCUCUUACAAUUUUUAGUGUAACGCAUAUGUAUUAUUUGAUAUUUAGUGACGGUGUAUUAAAAAGUCGGAAAGGGUUAGAA
This is a messenger RNA of Lineus longissimus, 4702 nucleotides long. RefSeq names its product inactive protein tyrosine kinase pTKL-like. Bases 1304 to 3196 code for a protein of 630 amino acids. Lineage: Eukaryota; Metazoa; Nemertea; Pilidiophora; Heteronemertea; Lineidae. The transcript has 2 exons. The record is from RefSeq and is a predicted model, not a curated record.